CUCAAAAGAUGAUGUUGCUCCUCCACUUCCAAAUUUUCGCCUGUUAGCCAAACUUCAGAUAUUGUGCUGUCAUUUCGAAAAAAGUUAUGCCGAAACUGAAUGCGUUAAGAUACGAAUUAUUUUCUUAUUCUACGAAAUUUUCAGACUAUUAACUGUUUUCACGGCAUAAAAAAUGGUUCAGGGGUAGGAUAUCUUUGAAACAUUAAGAUGAUCGUAUUUUAGGAAACACAAAAAAGUCGGAAAACUGGUGAAAUACGUGUAUCCCUCGAAAAGAUGAUUAGUGCUUUGAUAAGCAGUGCGCAAAGAGCAAAGAGUUAGAGAAUAUGAAAAACUAAAUAAUGCGCAAAUAAUUUUAAUUAGACGAUUUAGCAAUAGGAAAUAUGCAUAUCAAAUUUUCUUUGGCGCUAUUAAUAUUAACUAUUUGCGCAGUUGUAUUGACAAUUAAUCAACCAACUGGCGCCAGUCAUCAAUUUUUCGCUAAGAAAGUAAACAAUUGGGCAGGUAUAAAAAGGAGAGAUCUUCAAAUUUCAAUCAUAGUUCAUCCUUAGCUGCACUCAAGCGAGCGUUUUAGCUAAUCCAAAACUUUAACUAAUUUUACAAUAACAUCACAAGAGUUGUCAAGAAGCAAAACAAGGAUGCGUCCAUUGCUGCUGUUGGGAGUUUUCGUCUUUGUGUCGUUGUCUAUUUAUCAGGUUGAUUCUGCUACUACGACCACAACUGAAGAAACUACGGCCGAUGAUGAUGAUGAUGACGACUCUACUACCACGACCACUGCCGCAUCUUCAACGAGUUGUACAAACUCCUGUCGUCGUGUUCGUAAACCAGUUUGUGCUAGGGUCGGUGGCGUUAAACGAACUUUCAUUAAUCUCUGCUACAUGAAAGCGGCUAAGCGCUGUGCACGCAUCAAGGGUAGAAAAAAUGUAGUAUUCUUGCAUCGAAAUGCAUGUAGUCGGAAAUCUGGAUAAAAUGUAGUUGUAUAUAACUUCAAGAGGCGCAAAACUAUUGUUUCUGUAAAAAUAUUUCACUUUAAAACAGAGUUUAAUAAAAAAUGCAUUCUAAGCACGCAAAUAAAAUAAUUCUAAUUCAUUUCACAAUUGUACACGAUUGCGAUUCACGUUUGUUUCUAUUAAUUUUAGAUUAAUUAAUUAAUUAGAAUAGCUUAACAGUUUAAAAGCCACUGUGUUGCCAACAGCCUUCCCGCUAGUAGAAAAGGCAACGAAACACAGCUUGAAUUAUUUGUUCGCACGUAAAAGCGUAUUUGUUAACAGAGGGAAAGAGAUAUUGACAAAGAAUGAAAUCAAUGAAAUAUUAUUGUUAAUGAAAUUGAAAUCUCUGAUAUCAGCAUUAAUGGAACGUGACCAAAAUAAUUUAGUUAUAUUUAUUUUCCCAUUUAGUGAUUUAUACUUUAUUGGUUAGCAAUAGCGCAGAUUGAUAAGUAACUCAAUUAAAAAAGAAAAUAAUUUAUAUUACAUACGAUAUUAAUAUUUAAUAAUUGAACAAUUACAUUUUUUUGUUUUUUUACUUUUCAGCUCAAAAGGCGACUAAGCGCUUCUUUUAGUUCUAACAGUUUUGUGUCUUUUGGAAAACAUUAUUUCCGAACUCUCCUUCACAUAAGUUGUUUAUAUGAACUUUAACGCCCUUUUCCUCGCAUACAUUUUUUGGGCCAAUUGAACUUACGAAUGAACUUUGCACGCCUUAAAGUAUGCAAUGCUGUAUAGUAGAUUACACAACAAAUCAUCAAACUCAUACAAACAAAACUUGACUCUUUUAAGUGAUUCAAAGUAAUAGCUUUCUUGGGGGAUUGUAUUUUAUUUACGGAAACUAGCAACAAUAGCCAAUUAGGUAUACCUACUUGUAUCUUAGACUUUCUAAACUAGCAUAACAUAGCCAGUAAUAAAAUAUACAAACUGAAAGACGCUGCCUCGGUACAGCUAUAACAAAUUUCGCUCAACAUGACGAGCUCUAAUUUCGAACAUGAUUUCGAACAUAAUAAAUAAAAAUAAAAAAUUAGAUAAAAUUAAAUUACAAUAUAAAUGAAAAUGAAAAAAGUAAAACGAAAAUAUAUAAAAAGUAAACUAACAUAAAAUAAAAUAAAAUCCGAUCAAAAAAGAAUUCAAUUUAAAUUAUAUUAAAAUAAAGUAAAAUUGA
Messenger RNA from Anastrepha ludens (Mexican fruit fly), 2148 nucleotides. RefSeq lists its product as uncharacterized. The record is from RefSeq and is a predicted model, not a curated record. Gene Ontology annotation, molecular function: protein binding. Lineage: Eukaryota; Metazoa; Arthropoda; Insecta; Diptera; Tephritidae. Bases 636 to 965 code for a protein of 109 amino acids. The transcript has 2 exons.